Messenger RNA from Rubroshorea leprosula, 2982 nucleotides. The record is from the annotation of a GenBank genome assembly. NCBI's taxonomy places the organism in Eukaryota, Viridiplantae, Streptophyta, Magnoliopsida, Malvales, Dipterocarpaceae.
AUUAGAUUAAUUGAAAGCUCCGAAUAGUUGUGUGGAAUUGCAAUUGAAAGAUAGUUAUUGAGGUGAAGAAGUAUGAGCAUUGGGAUCUGCAUGGGGAUUGAGAGAUCGUUAGGAUAAAUUGGCAAAAAUUUAGCAAUAGCUCAAUUGGAAGUUUAUUUGGUUUUAUGGAAUAAGGUGUUAAACACUUUAUGUUUUGGUUAAAGGAUUUGAUAUUGCUUUUUGGAGACUAUUAAGAUUUGCUAAUGGAAUUGUAAGAAUAGCAAAGGAGAUUGUAUUGAUAAUCGAGGAAUAUAGCCUUACACAUUUAUAGGGUUAACCUAUAGAUGUGUGGCGUUUGUUAUGCCUAAACCUUUGGGUUGGGGCGUGACAAACAUAGAUGACAGAUGUGAUGAAGAUGACAUGGAAAGAGGCAGUGAGAUAGCAAAGGAGAUUGUAUUGAUAAUCGAGGAAUAUAGCCUUACACAUUUAUAGGGUUAACCUAUAGAUGUGUGGCGUUUGUUAUGCCUAAACCUUUGGAUUGGGGCGUGACAGACACAGAUGACAGAUGUGAUGAAGAUGACAUGGAAAGGGGCAGUGAGGUGGAGGCUGAGGUUGAAGUGGAAUCUACCCACAGGCAAGGGCGAGAUGAAAAACAAACGAAGAGCUAUAGGAAGGUGGCAAUGGCUAUAGGAAACAAAUUUGAAUUUAAGAGUGCUGAAGGAAAAAUGAUGAGGUGUGAUGGUUCCAAUGAACAGACAGGAAAAGACUACAUAGCUAGAAGCAUUGGGAAAAAUCAAAACCUUUUUAUCACCAAUCAAGGGGAAACGACGGAAGUUAUAGGCUAUGUGCCUGAUAGGAUGAGUGAGCAUUUAAUGAAGAGUCAGAAACAAAAUUCAAAUAAUGUGCAGGGUGACUCAAGUGGGCCUUCUAGUCCACUUAUAUCCAAAAGGCAAACUCAGGGGGAGGUAUCCAAGCCUUUUUGUCAAGAUUGUUUGGAUGAGGGGGGAGACUGGGCCACUAAUAUGGGCCUAGAGGAGGGAUACAGCCUGCAUGACAGUGAAAUGGAAAGAGAAAAUGAAGGAAGAUUAUCAGAGAAGGUUUGUGAGCAGCAAAGUUGCAAAAGGGAUUUGGUUCGAACAGAGACAAGUAGCAUUGAAAAUUCGUUUUGGCAAGGCUUUGAAAGUGAAUCAGGGCAGUUGAAAGAUUGGAUGGGUAGAAGAGAGGUGAGAUCCAAAAAACAGAGGGUGAAAAGGAUGAGGUCUUGCUCUGUAGUAUAUAAGAAUUCCAGAAGAGUGAUACAGCCAUCUAUGGAGGGGAUUUGCAAUAAGUUGAAGAAAAACCGAAAACUGGAAGAACUAAUGUCGAGAUUCUGCUCAGGUGACCAAAACCAAGUAGUAAAUGAGUCUAUCGCAGACAGUGGAAAUGAAGAUGAGGUCUUGCAGAAGCUAAAUGCCAUGGAAGAAAGAGACAAGGAGCAAUAUAGAAAAGCAGCAGCUAAAGCGGCUGGCUUAAGAGCCUUAUGGGGAUCAGAUAAUUUUGAAUGGGUUGCUCAACCUUCAAAAGAUUGGGGCCCCAAACCCUUCUGUUUCUUUGAUGCAUGGAUUGAGUUCCCUGGGUUUAAAGAUAUGGUGGGUGAGGUAUGGGAGUCAACAGCAGUUAAUGGUUGGAAUGGGUAUCGAUUGAAGGAAAAGCUGAAAGAAACAAAGAGGGUAUUGAAGGUUUGGAGCAAAGAUACGAUGUCAGAGAUAGACUUGAACAUUCAAAGAAACAUUGAUUCUAUUGCCAAUAUUGACAUAAAAGAAGAAGAUUGGCAGCGGCCAGUGCUUGGUGGGAUUGAUUUUAAGAAGCUCUCAGUGGAGGAGGGGGCAAUGUUGGAAGAACCAUUUAAUGAGGAGGAAAUUAAGAAAGUUGUAUGGAGCUGUGAGAGUUCAAAGGCGCCAGGCCCCGAUGGGUUCAACUUUAAAUUUAUCAAGGUAAUGUGGGAGGUGCUCAAAGAAGACAUAAUGGGUUUUGUGAAUGAUUUUCAUAAGCAUGCUACAAUAUCUCAUGGGUUGUUUGAGGGAAUUGAAAUUGGCUACUGUGGUAUGAAAGUCUCCCAUCUACAGUUCGUUGAUGACACGAUAUUGUUUGGGAAAGCCUCUGAAAAGAACAUUUGGGCUGCAAAAUGUAUUAUAAGGGUGUUUGAGAUUGUCUCAAGGUUGAAGAUCAACUUCGAAAAAAGCUCGCUUAUGGGUAUCAAUGUCUCGGAUGAAUGGAGGACUAAAAUGGCUACUAUUCUACAUUGCAAACAGGGAGUCCUUCCUUGUAGAUAUUUGGGGGUGCCGAUCCGAGGUAAAUGUAGAAGUAUUGCAGUGUGGAGACCUAUUAUCGAAUCUUUUAGAAAGAAACUUGCAAGUUGGAAGAACAAGUUCAUCUCUCUUGGGGGAAGGAUCACGCUCCUUAAUUCCGUGCUGUCAAGUCUCCCAGUGUUCACCAUGGCUGUUCAUCUCCUUCCAAAAGGCAAAUCAAAGACCAUUUCUCAAAUGGGAUAUUGGAAUAAUGAGAGCUGGACCUGGUCACUAUGUUGGAGGAGGCCUAUUUUCUCAUGGGAAGAAGAACAGAUGUCGGAGUUAUGGAGUCUAAUUCAGUCACCUAAACCAAUAAAGGAUCGGAGAGAUCGUUGGGAGUGGAAACAUGACAAUGGUUCCUACUCUGUUAAAUCAGGAUGUUAUGCCCUUUCCAGGAAAGCAUUGAAGACGCAAACCCUUUAUUUCUUCACUACAAUGCUGCAUAUUCAAUGUGGUCUAAAUGCCUCCAAUGGUGAAGGACUACCUUAGUAAGAGCGGAUAAUUGUUAUGCAUCUUUUGAGCAACACCCAUCCCUUUUUAAAAGUGUAAACAUCAGAGCAGGAUGGGAUGUUGUAUGGUUUGCAACAAUCUGGUCCUUAUGGGUUGCUAGGAAUGAAAGGAUAUUCAAAUGUCAUGAACAGGAAGUCAAUAUGAUCUUCGAACUAGUGUAGCUACG